Messenger RNA from Clavispora lusitaniae ATCC 42720, 384 nucleotides. RefSeq lists its product as uncharacterized. Gene Ontology annotation, cellular component: cytosol. NCBI's taxonomy places the organism in Eukaryota, Fungi, Ascomycota, Pichiomycetes, Serinales, Metschnikowiaceae. The record is from RefSeq and is a predicted model, not a curated record.
AUGUCCGACGUUACCGCAGACGGAUUCAAUGCCUCCGCUCUUUUCAAGCAGUUGAGUGAAGGCUUGCAGGACGAGUCUAUCAAGAAGAAGGCCAUUGGUGGCGUCAAGGCUGUGAUUGUGAUCACUUUGAAAAACAAGGAGGGUAAGGACCAAUCGUGGUUGUUGGAUUUGAAAGACAGCGGCAAGGUUGAAAAGCUUGACAAGGUUCCAAAGAACGACGUGCAAUUGUUGUUGAAGGAUGCUGACUUUGUCAAGUUGGCCAACGGAAAGGCCAACGGCCAGAAGUUGUUUAUGAAUGGCAAGUUGAAGAUUAAGGGCAACAUGAUGAAGGCCACUGCCAUUGAGUCUGUGUUCAAGACCAUUGACCCUAGACCUAAGUUGUAA